This is a messenger RNA of Globicephala melas (long-finned pilot whale), 6361 nucleotides long. It is a transcript of the gene ANXA7, whose product is annotated as annexin A7. Gene Ontology annotation, molecular function: calcium ion binding; calcium-dependent phospholipid binding. Lineage: Eukaryota; Metazoa; Chordata; Mammalia; Artiodactyla; Delphinidae. The record is from RefSeq and is a predicted model, not a curated record. Gene Ontology annotation, cellular component: nucleus; cytoplasm.
CUCGGCGCCCCGCCCUUCCCGGGCCCGCCCCCGGCUCCAUCUUGCCCGAGAUCAGUUUGGGACGAGACGCUGCUCCACCGGGUCAGAAUGUCGUACCCGGGCUAUCCCCCCACAGGCUACCCAGCUUUCCCUGGAUAUCCUCCUGCGGGUCAGGAGUCAUCUUUUCCUCCUCCUGGUCAGUAUUCUUAUCCUAGUGGCUUUCCUCCAGUGGGAGGAGGUGCCUACCCACCAACACCAAGUAGUGGCUACCCAGGAGCUGGAGGCUACCCAGGAGCUGGAGGCUACCCAGGAGCUGGAGGCUACCCUGCCCCUGGAGGCUAUCCCAGUGCCCCACAGCCAGGGGGAGCUCCAUCCUAUCCUGGAGGCCAAGGGUUUGGAGCCCCACCAAGUGGAGCAGGCUUUUCUGGCUAUCCACAGGCACCCUCACAGUCUUAUGGCGGGGGCCCAUCCCAGGUCCCACUACCUGGUGGUUUUCCUGGGGGACCGAUGCCUUCUCAGUACCCUGGAGGACAAUCUCCUUACCCUAGUCAGAUCAAUACAGAAUCCUUACCUUCCUAUCCUGUUUUCUCUCCUGUUUCUGUGGAUUAUAGCAGUGAACCUGCUUCGAUGACUCAGGGAACUCAAGGAACAAUCCAACCUGCUGCCAACUUCGAUGCCAUGAGAGAUGCAGAAAUUCUUCGUAAAGCAAUGAAGGGUUUUGGUACAGACGAACAGGCAAUUGUAGACGUUGUGGCCAAUCGUUCCAAUGAUCAAAGGCAAAAAAUUAAAGCAGCUUUUAAGACCAUGUAUGGCAAGGAUUUAAUCAAAGAUCUUAAGUCAGAGUUAAGUGGAAAUAUGGAAGAACUGAUCCUUGCCCUGUUCAUGCCACCUACGUAUUAUGAUGCCUGGAGUUUACAGAAUGCAAUGAAGGGAGUAGGAACUCAGGAACGUGUAUUGAUUGAAAUUUUAUGCACAAGAACAAAUCAGGAAAUCAGAGAAAUUGUCAGAUGUUAUCAAUCAGAAUUUGGACGAGACCUUGAAAAGGACAUUAGGUCAGAUACAUCAGGGCAUUUUGAACGUUUACUUGUAUCCAUGUGCCAGGGAAAUCGCGAUGAGAACCAGAAUGUUAACCACCAGCUGGCUCAGGAAGAUGCUCAGCGUCUCUAUCAGGCUGGUGAGGGGAAAUUAGGGACAGAUGAAUCUUGCUUUAACAUGAUUCUUGCCACAAGAAGCUUUCCUCAGCUGAAAGCUACCAUGGAGGCCUAUUGCAGGGUGGCUAAUCGAGAUUUGUUAAGCAGUGUCGGCCGUGAGUUUUCUGGAAGUGUUGAAAGUGGUUUGAAGACCAUCUUGCAGUGUGCCCUGAACCGCCCUGCCUUCUUCGCUGAGAGGCUGUACCAUUCUAUGAAAGGUGCCGGCACAGAUGACUCCACCCUGGUCAGGAUUGUGGUCACUCGAAGUGAGAUUGAUCUUGUACAAAUAAAACAGAUGUUCAGUCAGAUGUAUCAGAAGACUCUGAGCAAAAGGAUUGCAAGUGAUACGAGUGGAGAUUACCGAAGGCUUCUUCUGGCCAUUGUGGGCCAGUAGGAGAGAUUUUUUUAAAUGAGUGAAGCUAUUCAGAGCUUAUCCUUCAAAGCAAUGACUGACCUGCAUGCAGCAACAUCAAUCCUCACCUAACCAAAAGAGCUUUGUACUAAAGACUGUGUCAGGGUAUUGUGCUUGGUUUGCACAUGUGGUUAUUGCCUUAAUUCCAAUGUUAUUUUUUUCUCUAUAUACGAUCAAGUAAAGCCAUAUCACAAUGAUGAAGUAAUAAUGCAAUGUUUGUAAAGCAUAAUUCUCACUGCUCUUAUUCUAAAUAGGAUACCAAAUUGAAUAAAAGUCACAACAGUCUGUAAUUCUGUGUGAUAAUAUUGAAUAAAAAAUUCAAUAUUGAAUAAAUUUGAAUAAAUAUUGAAUUUAAAAAAAACCCUUGCCUUCCAUUGGACAGUUAUAGUUGGUAAUAUGUCAAAACUGUAUUAUUUUUUUAAAAAAUUCAGCUCUUUUGACCUAGAAGAGCAAUUUGCAUCUUACUUUACAUAAGUAUUUACAUAGGUAUUCUAUAUUCAUAAACACUAAACUUCCCACAUAGAAAAUAGUUUAGUAUUGCCUGUAAUAACUUUUAAAAGAGGGAUUAUGUGUUUAUGUGCAUAAAAUAUAUAGCCUACUUUUACGUCUACUGAGACUGCCUAGAGAUCUUUAUUGGCCCUUGAUUUUUUUUUAAAAUUUAUGAAAAAAAAGAAAAAAGAAAGAAAAAAAAUUUAUGAAAGACUUUAAUUUUAGUUGCAAUUUAAUCAUGAUUCAAGACAGUGAAGCUUGACACAUAAGAGGUGCUGAAUUAAUGAAUAAACGAGGCUUAAAUCAUCUUCCUGGGAGACUGAAUACUAGCUCUUUGGAGAAGUAGUUCAGGGAGUCAGUGAUUUCAAACCUGGCUUUAUUCCCAGUACUGAGCAAUUACUUAUCGAGUAUGUUGAGCAUUACAGUAGGUUAGGGAAAGUAUCAAUACAAAGGAAGGAGGUUUGUAAUCUAGUGGGGGGUUCUAAACAAAAAUUAGGAUACAAGGAAAUUGUAAAUGUUAGACUAUAAAUUCUGCUGAAGGUAAUAACCCUAUUUGUUCUUUGUGUUGAGCUCCCUGGUACAAAGCAGAUAUUUAAUACAGAUCUGGUGAAUGAUUGUACUAAAAAUUGAGGGGGAGAAUAGUAAUUAUCAAUUAUAUUUCGAUAAACAUUUGUUUUGUGUAAGUACCAAGGGACAUACAUACAAGGUGGUAUAAGACACAACUUUACUCUUAGAGAGAUAGACCUAUGUACAACUGUAGCGCAGGGCAAAAGCAAGAUACAUAGGCAGAAGGAUCACUGGCUAAGAUAGAUUUUUUUUUUGCAGUACGCGGGCCUCUCACUGUUGUGGCCUCUCCCGUUGCGGACCACAGGCUCUGGACGCGCAGGAUCAGCGGCCAUGGCUCACGGGCCUAGCCGCUCCACGGCAUGUGGGAUCUUCCCGGACAGGGGCACGAACCCGUGUCCCCUGCAUCAGCAGGCGGACUCUCAACCACUGCGCCACCAGGGAUGCCCUAAGAUAGAUUUUUGAUAUAGGUUUUGGAAAAGUAAGUAACAGUGAUGGGAUUUGGUAAAGGUGAGAAAGAGGGGUAUAAGGUACUAGGGAAAGAUAUGAGCUAUAUAUUUUUAAACUUAAAAAUUGAGGGCUUCCCUGGUGGUGCAGUGGUUAAGAGUCCGCCUGCCAAUUCAGGGGACGCAGGUUCAAGCCACGGUCCCUGAGGAUCCCGCGUGCCGUGGAGCAGCUCGGCCUGUGCGCCACAGCUGCUGAGCCUGUGCUCUAGAGCCCUCGAGCCACAGGUGCUGAGCCCAUGUGCCACAACUGCUGAAGUCUACACGCCUGGAGCCCAUGUUCCGCAGCAGUAGAGGCCACCUUAAUGGGAGGCCUGCGCACCGCAGUGAGGAGUAGACCCUGCUCGCUGCAAAUAGAAAGAAAGCCCGCACACAGCAGUGAAGACCCAGCACAGACAUAACUAAUUAAUUAUUUUUUAAAAUUGAGAUAUAAUUCAUAUACGAUUCAUCCUUUUAAAGUGUACAAUUCAGUCGUUUUUAGGAUAUUCAUGCAUUUGUGCAACAAUCACCACAAUCAAUUUUUGAACAUUUUCCUCACCCAAAAAGAAAACUUAUACCCAUUGGCAGUCAUUCCCCCUUUCCCCUCCUCCUGCCCAGCCCCUGGGAAUCACUAAUCUACUUUCUGUCUCUCUGGAUUUCCCUAUUGGGGCUUUUCAUAUGAAUGGAAUCAUACAAUGCGUUGCCCUUUGUGUCUGGCUUCUUUGAAUUAGCAUACUGUUUUUAAGAUUCACCUGUGUAGUAGCGUGAAUCAAUACUUCAUUCUGAUUUGUGGCUGGAUAAUCCAUUGUUGGAUAUACAUUUUGCUUGUCCAUUUAUCAAUUGAUGGACAUUUGGGUUGUUUUCACCUAUUGACCAUUAUGAAUAAUGCUGCUAUGAACAUUCAUGUACAAGUUUUUUCUGUGGACACAUGUUUUCAAUUCUCUUGGCUAUAGUACUAUGAGUGGAAUUGCUGGUACAUACAGUAUUUUUAUGUUUAACUUUUUUUUUUUGCUGCUCAUUAGAACAUUUAUUUCUCAGAAAAUAAGUUUAAGACAGUCAUAUUACAGUAAGUAAAACUAACUUUUGUAUUCUUUACAGACAUAGAUUUUUCUCUUUAUUACCUCUCUUAUACCAUCUGUUAGAAACAAUUCUAGAAAGCAAAUAAAGUCACUUUCUACAAUAAAUAGAGCAUCGUGUGCUUCACAGCAGACGUGACUGAGACAUAAGCCCCAUGCCACAGCAGGACCUGAACCGUUUCCCGUUCUAAAAGAGCAGUUUUAAAAAUGAGACUCAGAGAGAGACUGAAAGAUUCAAAGAGGCUGAAAAAAAAAAAGGGAGAGAGAAAGAGACUAAGAAAGUGUUGGGGGGAAGAAAGAGACACACAGAGAGAGAAUGUUUAACCUUUUGAAGAUCUGCCAGACUAUUUUCCACAGCAGCUGUAUGCACCAUUUUACGAUCCUACCAGCAAUGAAUGAGGCUUCCAAUUGCUCCUCAUUCUUAUCAACACUAUCAUUGUCUAUUUGAAUAUAGCCAUCCUAGUGGAUGUGAAGUGGCAUCUCACGGCGGUUUUGAUUUGCAUUUCCCUAAUAACUAACGAGCAUAUUUUCUUGAGCUUAUUAGCCAUUUGCAUAUCUUUGGAAAAAUGUCUAUUCAAAUACCCAUUUUUAAAUUCGGGGAACUAGGAUCCUGCAAGCCUUACAGCGAAAAAAAAAAGGUAUGUGUGCACAAGGUAGGAUAGUUAUUUCAGCGCAGAUUCACUCACAACCCUCACUGGGGGAAAAAUCCAGAGAUAAAUGCCUUACUCAACAGUUGCAUAGUUUUAUUUAGAGAACUGUUAUGACUUAUAACACUGCAACUUAAAAAAAUCUUUUUCUUAAUUUUUAUAAUUUUAAUAUGUUUAUUAGCAGAAAUACAAUUUGUUUUUAAAUUUUGGCUCUGGUAAUUGUAUCCUAAGCAGAGUUUCCAUGGGGAGUAGUGUGUGGGUGUGUGUAUAGUUUAAUAAUUUCUUUUGAAAUAGUUUCAAAUGUAUAGAAAAGUUGCCAGAACAGUACAAAGAACUUCCAUGCUCCUAUUUCCUCUUCACCCAGAUUCUCAUAUAGUUAACAUGUUGUUGGUUCAUUGCUCACUCUUGAGUAUGUGUGUGUGCGCGCAUAUAUCCUUUGUUAUUAGUCUUUUUCUGAAACUUUUGAGGGUUGAGAGAGCAAACUGCAGUCAUGAUGUCCCAUCACUCCUAAACACUCCAGUUGGUAUUUUCCCCCAAACAGGGACACUCUUCUACAUAACAGCAAACAAUCUUCCACACCAGGAAAUCAGUAUUGGUACAACACUACUACCCAAUCUACUAAGCCCAUUCAAAUUUCGCCCACUAUCCCAACAAUGUUUCUUUUCCUUUCUGGGUCAACAUGCUAUACAGGAAUAAGUAUUGCAUUUAGUUGUUGUGUAUCUUCAGACUCCUUUAAUCUGCAAGAGUUGCCAGUCUUUCAUGGCCUUGACAGUUUUAUUAAAGGGUACAGACCUUAGUUUCUACAGGACGGCUUACAACCGAGGUGCCUUGUUUGCAGGAGUACCACAAAAUGAUGCUUUGCUUUUCCCAGUGAGUCUCAUCAGGAGGCACAAAAUGUAGACUCCCUCCCAACACUGGUGAUGUUAACGUUGAUCACUUGGUCAUGCUGGUUUCUUAAAUUCACUGUUUUUCCCUUUGUAAUUGAUUAGUAUUCCAAAAUCAUGCCAGUAUCCUAUUCCUCAUCAAACCUCCACACACCAAUCUUACCACUGAAGACUCAUGUCUAAAUCAUCCACUUCUAUAGUUGGUGCCAAAUGGUAAUUCUCUAUUUCCAUCAUUGGGUUGGCAUUCUACUGUUAGAAAGAGCUUUCCUUUCUCUUCAUUUAUUUAUAUCAAUGUGAACUUGUGUAUUCCUAUUUUAUUCAAUGGAUUGUAAUCCAUUAUUAUCAUUGUUUAUCUUGAUCCUCAAAUUGUCUGUGAUUUGGCCAGGAGCCCCUUCAAGCUGGCUCUUAGCAGUGCAACAUUUUAAAGUUGUAUACUUCUAAGAUUCAUCCAUGUUGUGAAGAGCUGUAGUUCAUUCAUUUUGACUCCUUUGUAAUACGUGAUGUUGUGAAUAUAUAUCAGUGUAUUCAUCCACUCUUCCGUUUGAGUUGUUUCCAGGCUUUUGCCAUUGUAUUUUGCCAUUCCAACUCUAAAGUAAUGUUGAAUUUCAAACGUAUUAAAUUUUUGCAUUAACAUCAUA